AUGCCAGUGCUAGAUCUCGCCCAGUUUGUGCACGAUGUGACGAAGCCCGAUAUCCUGGGGAAUGGAGUCAGCCUCCUCUUGUUCCAAUCGGUCAUGUUUGCAGGUAGCUCGCAUUGCGACAUUAAGCCUCUCCGGGCGCUGGGCUUUCUCACUCGCAAGGCGGCGAGACGGGCACUGUACUUGAAGACCAAGGCACUGUACGAGUUGGAGUACGAACAGAAUCGCCUCUACGUCAUACAGUCCCUUGCCAUGAUGACUUACUGGUACGAUACACCCGAUGAUCAGAAAGACUCGACACACUGGCUUGUGAUCGCCUUGUCACUCGCACGUCGCGGGGGCCUCGACCAAGACAUGUCAGACAUGAACCUGAGCAGUUACCAGCGCCGCAUGUCAAGACGAAUUUGGUGGGCUUGUGUGAGUCGUGAUGCACAAUGUGCCUUGGGUCUCAAAGGCCCUCUAGCACUGCAAUUUCUGGAUCCAGAGAUUCCGCCACUCACUGUCGACGAUUUCGAGUUGGGCGACGUGCCCGAAGAUGCAGAAGCCCAAUUCGGGUACUGGCCCCCACUCAAACAUAGAUUGUUGCGUCUGGCCAGUGUGGCUCAGUGCACACUGCAGGUCCACUUACGGAGUAUUUUCACCAAACAAUACCGUCUGGGCGCUUAUCGUCGCAGAUCGGCCGACACUGGUGGCAAGAGUUCAAAGAUGGUACUACUACCCGUCACCAACCAGACCACACGUGAUGGUUUGCAACGUCUGGACCAGGAUCUUCGGACCUGGCGAUCUUCUCUUCCUCCUGAGCUACAAGACACAGAGCUCACGCCCGAUAUAAGCGAACCUGCCUUUGAGCCGUUCGUUGUAUUUCGAUCAUUCCUGCAUAUGCUAUAUCAUACGUGUUUCAUCAUGAUUUACCGGCCUUGGUUGCCAGUGAAGCCACAAAGCGAUAGCUUCUCAGCAGACGCGGCUCUCCAGGACAAGGCUCAGGGCAUCGUGCGGGAUUCCGCCCACGCGAUCACUGACAUUGCAAUUGAACUGCACCAGCUUGAUCUGGCUCGGUUGCUGCCACAAAUAUCUCUCGCCACACUGUUGGCUGCCGCGGUCAGCCAUGCUUGUGACAUAUUCUGCGCGUCAGAACAGAUGCACCGCGCGGGACUUCGGGCAUUCGGGCAAUGUACUCACCUGAUGAACGAGCUGCGGGAAAACUUCUACUCAGCCGACUUUUCAGCAGAUUUUUGCAAGAUCCUGGCGCAGGCGAGGCGCUUCUCCGAGGUCUCCAGGCCCGACAUGGCCAGCCGCGAGUGGAUUGGGGACGGCUUCGACGAUCAAAUCUCGAGGCUGUCCGCAAACUGGGGCUAUCCUCUGCCGAGUCGAGGCGCGACUCCACCUACAGAACGGCAGGAAAAUAUCGCAGCGAGGGUGGUGAAUCGUCCUGCGCCAGAUGCGCUUGAUCCACAAGAGACGGUCUACGACAUGAAUGCCGAGGCUACGACUGGUAACAUGCGUCCCUCCUGGGCUAUGGACGGUGAAAGCAAUCGAGCUUAUGGCGACAAUCACCAGUCCAGUCAGGAUGUACGCUACGCUUUUGAUGCCACUUUCUGGGACGAAACGGUGGAUCUUCUCGGAAUCCCCGUUGCCGGGUUCCAACCCGGAUUGUUUGAGUCCUUGGGCCUUGAGGGUGUAUCGAUGUGA
This is a messenger RNA of Cyphellophora attinorum, 1686 nucleotides long. Its product is annotated as Cutinase transcription factor 1 beta. The transcript is spliced from 2 exons. The coding region runs from base 1 to 1686 and encodes 561 amino acids. The record is from RefSeq and is a predicted model, not a curated record. Gene Ontology annotation, molecular function: DNA binding; zinc ion binding. Gene Ontology annotation, biological process: DNA-templated transcription. Lineage: Eukaryota; Fungi; Ascomycota; Eurotiomycetes; Chaetothyriales; Cyphellophoraceae.